Neoarthrinium moseri is the source of this 1659-nucleotide messenger RNA. RefSeq lists its product as uncharacterized. Gene Ontology annotation, cellular component: membrane. The record is from RefSeq and is a predicted model, not a curated record. NCBI's taxonomy places the organism in Eukaryota, Fungi, Ascomycota, Sordariomycetes, Amphisphaeriales, Apiosporaceae. Bases 1 to 1659 code for a protein of 552 amino acids. Gene Ontology annotation, biological process: transmembrane transport; carbohydrate transport. The transcript has 5 exons. Gene Ontology annotation, molecular function: carbohydrate:proton symporter activity.
AUGGCUGAGGUCGAGACCAAGACCACCGGCCAGAUGGCCGAGAAGGUCGCCUCUGCAGCUGGCGAACACCAUGCUGUGCAGGAGACCAACGACGCUCUGGACAACGAACGUAAGAUGGGCGUCGUCGAGGGCCUCCUGUUCUGGCGGAAAGCCAUUGCCUUCUCCUUCUUCAUAUCCCUUGCCGUCAUCAUGGAGGGAUACGACACAUCGCUCAUGAACAACUUCUUCCCCUAUCCGGCCUUCAAGAACAAGUUUGGUGACGAGACGGAUCCCGAAGGGGGCAUGCUCGUGUCCUCCCGAUGGCAGACCAUCAUCCUCAACGGCACUCAGGUCGGAUGCAUUCUUGGGCUACUGAUCAACGGCUAUAUCUCCGAAUGGUUCGGUUACAAGCGGACCAUGGUUGCCUCCAUGCUGUUCAUGAUCGCCGCUAUUUUCAUCCCCUUCUUCUCGACGGGCCUGGAGAUGUUCCUGGCCGGUGGUCUCAUCCAAGGUCUUCCAUGGGGCGUCUUUCAGACGCUAGCCGUCUCUUAUGCUGCAGACCUUUGCCCUACGCAUCUCCGAGCCUACAUGACCUCCUGGAUCAACCUUUGCUGGGUCAUCGGAGGAUUGCUCUCCACCGGUAUUCUGCGCGGAUUGCUGAAACUCGACGGCGAAUGGGGUUACCGCAUUCCUUUUGCCCUCCAAUGGAUCUGGCCUAUCCCCAUUAUUGCAGCCACACUCCUGAGCCCCGAGUCCCCCUGGUGGCUGGUUCGCCACGGCCGUGUCGAGGAGGCCAAGGCAGCAAUUCGCAAGCUCACGAGCCCCAGAGCCGGAGUUGACUUCGACCUCGAUGCGCACGUCGAAAUGAUGGUGGUGACGGACAAGUUCGAGAAACAAACCCAGGCCGGCGCCAACUAUUGGCACUGUUUUCAAGGAAGUGACCUCCGUCGGACUGAGAUCUCUGCCAUGGUCUGCGUCACCCAGGCCUUCUGCGGUGUCCCAUUCAUGGGCUACGGUGUUCAGUUUAUGCGCGACGCCGGUCUGCCCGUGGAAGACGCGUUCAACCUCAGCGUUGUCCAGAACUGCGUCGGGUUUAUCGGAUGCAUCAUCGCUUGGUGGGUCAUGACCUACCUUGGCCGACGGACUCUUUACGUGGGUGGUUUGGCAGGCAUGUUCGUGAUCCUGCUGAUCAUCGGCUUUCUGGGCCUUGCUCCAGAGUCCAACAAGGGAGCCAGCUGGUCGGUCGGGGCCCUCAUCAUCUUUAUGCUCUUCCUCUUCCAGCUGUCCGUCGGCCCCAUUUGCUACACCAUCUUUGCCGAAAUUCCUAGCACUCGCCUCCGAAUCAAGACCGUCGUCCUAGCCAGAGCCAGCUACAACAGUGCCGUUUUCAUCACCAACACCAUCAUGCCCAAGAUGGUUGGCAAGAAUGACUGGGCCUGGGGUGCCAAGGGAGGCUUUUUCUGGGCCGGCAUCGAUUUCCUCUUCUUGACCUGGACCUGGUUCCGGUUGCCCGAGUCCAAGGGCCUGUCCUAUGCCGAACUUGACCUGUUAUUUGAGCACAAGGUUGCCACCCGCCAGUUCUCUCAAGAAAAGGCCGACUCGCUCAAGCCGAUCCUGAAUGAGGUUGCUAUUCAGCAGGAGAAGGAGUCCGGGAUUCACCAUGUGGAGUCCCGUGCUUGA